Messenger RNA from Trichophyton rubrum CBS 118892, 2422 nucleotides. RefSeq lists its product as uncharacterized. Lineage: Eukaryota; Fungi; Ascomycota; Eurotiomycetes; Onygenales; Arthrodermataceae. The record is from RefSeq and is a predicted model, not a curated record. The transcript has a single exon. The coding region runs from base 725 to 2422 and encodes 565 amino acids.
UCGAGGGAUUCGGACGCUUUUCGCUGCUUCACCGGACUGGAAAGAAGAUACCAUAAUGGGGACUACGGGUAGGCCGUGGCUCUCUGGAAGCAUGGAGAGUGGCUGCAGAGGCUACGACUCUACCCAUCAACAAAUGGGUAAAGACCUGCAACGGAAUGCAACGGCCUGCUGCUACUUAAAUACCCCUGGGGCUAUUUUGACGAAGUCGCUGCGCCGUGAUAGUAUAUAUCUAUGGCGAAUAUGAUAUCUAUGUAGAGUUUUCAGUUUGAUGGUGGUUGGAGACUUUCUGGAUGCCACCAAAUCCGAUCCAGCGCGCAACCCGCCUUUACUUUGGAUCAAGGGGGUCGAUGACGUCCAUGACUUUUUUGAGUCAACUCGGGGUAUAUGUAUGAACCCUUCUCUCUUCAAAUGAGAUGCCCACCCAACACACAAUCUCCUGCCGGCACCCUCUACACGAUACCCUCUACACCAUACCCUCUACACCAUACCCUCCACACCAUAUUCUCGACACCAUACCCUUUCUCCAUACCCUCUACAUCAUACCCUCUACACCAUACCCCUCUACACUUUACCAUUUACUCCAUACCACCGACUUACAACCGCUCACUCGCCAAAAUAUCCGCAUCUAAUACACUACAACUAUUCUAAACUCAUACAGACAAUUUCAAACUUAUACCGUCCUAAUCCCCCUUAAACCUCCUCCUAAAACACCGAUUCACUCAUAAUGGGCCGGGUUCUGUUUCUUCCAGCUGAAAUUCGCUGCAUGAUCGCUGAAGAGUGCGACCGAAAGUCCCUGCUCUCCCUUUCAUUAGUGUCAACAGACUUUCGUGAGCCAGCUCAGCGAGCACUCUUCCGUUCGAUACAUGAAACGGUCGAGAGGCAGUCAGAUGUUAGAGCCCUAGGAAGGCCUGGAGCAAUUAACCAAUACAGAACCUCCUGGAUUCAACUACUGCUUCGUACGAUCCUUGAAUGCCCACGGUUCGCCAGAUACGUCAGACAUGUUCAUACUCCAGUUCAAGACGAUUGGAUCCCCGUUCCACUCUACGACGAUAAUAAAGAGAACAUCAUCCAAAGCCGUAAAAGAGUUGUACCCCGUAAAUUCAUAGACCUAGGUCUCAAGCGCAGGGACGAAAAGCCCUUCCUUCAACAUAAUAAGACAUGGAACAAGAUCUGGCGUGCCGCUCUCUUCCAAGGCAACGACGAAGCAAUGCUGGCCGUAGCUCUAUCUCAGUUUGACCUUCUUACAUCGAUAGAUAUAUCGCCAGAAUUGUUCUACUACUCCCAAUUCAUAGCCCCCAUGUUGGCCUGCCUGUCUUCACCGAUUCCCGGGUACAACCAUUUCCCUCGGCUUCAACAUGUGUCGCUUUGCAUAAGAGACACUCGCCAUCACUCGGGAGAGUUAGGAUCGGCCUCUGGGAAAUUUGCAAUCAUGAAAUACCAUAAUAUCAGGACACUAGAGUUGAGUGCUCACGACAGCCAUAUGAACAUCAUGCGAAAAGAUCUUUUUAAUACACACCGGUACCUUACCACUCUCCGUCUCAAGUUCUGCGAUUUAUCCAUCUCCGCGGUCGGAGAUAUCCUGAACUAUACACCAGCCUUAAAGGUCUUCGAGUGUUGCUUGCUCCGUGAAUACUCAUCCAAUACUCAUCAAGUCUAUAACCACCAGUCGCUGGUGCCCUCCGAGCUUGACUUUGGACAGUUGGCUAUAGACCUUCGAAAGGUCGCCGGCACCUUAGAGGAGCUUACCAUAGGCGUUUCCUGGAGUAGCAUGGGAUUCUAUGCGUACGAAGAAGACCCCAGCUGGUUCCGCGGCAUCCCAGUUUACUCGCUCAGACACUUAGAGCAUCUCUCGUACCUAGAGAUACCCGUAGAAAUAUUGAUAGGCUUGCGUCCGUGGACUGGUUCCUUGCUUUCCUGGACCCUCCCACCGAACCUGGAGUCCCUGGUUCUGAUAGAUACGCUUCCAUACCCUUACCGUGAGGAUUAUUUGCAGAAUUACAGUGUAAUGCCCGUCAUGAACCAAUUAAAGGUCUAUCUUACAAACAAACCUCCCGGGUUCCGAAAAGUGACAGUGAAAGCCUAUGUUACGCUGGAGCUCAAUCAAUUCCACAACUGUGAGCACGAAGUACGGAAAUAUAUGGACAUUGAUGAGGUCCGAUCGCUUGCCGUGUCUCUGACUGAUCGUGGUAUCACUCUGGAGAUCGACUUUCACUGGACGGAAUAUGAUGAAGUGUCCACCUUAUGGAGAGCCACCUACAGCCCCAAAAUGUCAAAGGAGGUCUCCAACCUCGGCCUUCGCUAUAUUAGCGUAGAUACAGCAACAGAUGAUGAUGAUGAUGAUGAGGAGGAGGAGGAGGAGGAGGAGGAGGAGGAGGAGGAGGAGGAAACAGAGAGUGACACCUCUGAGUCUGGUUCCGCUUAG